Paramecium tetraurelia is the source of this 1158-nucleotide messenger RNA. RefSeq lists its product as uncharacterized. The record is from RefSeq and is a predicted model, not a curated record. Gene Ontology annotation, molecular function: protein kinase activity; ATP binding. NCBI's taxonomy places the organism in Eukaryota, Ciliophora, Oligohymenophorea, Peniculida, Parameciidae. Gene Ontology annotation, biological process: protein phosphorylation. The transcript is spliced from 2 exons.
AUGGAUAACUUUUUUGACUCAUAGUUUUAUGAGGUUGAAACUGGAAUAACACUCAAGAAACAAAUUGCAUUUCUCAAAGUUAGGACAAAUAACUUUGUUAGAUGCUAAUUGUAGUUAAUAAACACAAUUUUAACGUUGAGCCAUUUUGAAGAAGAGACUGAAAUCUUGAAUUCGAUAAAUAUAGCCAAUGCAUAUAUCGAAUUUAAUGAUCAUGUCUGUAUGGGGAGAGGAGUGAAAAUACAAUAGUAAAACAAAGAAUUGCUCAUCUUUGGUCUAACUUCUUAAUUGAAAUAAAUACUGAAACUUUAUGGAAUUCAGAAGGAUUUUGCCAAUUAGUAUAGAGUUUUGAAAUAGAUAGGAAGUGGGAGUUUUGGAAAGGUUUACAAAGUAAAGAAUGUUUAAAAUGAACAGCAAUUUGCCGUCAAAAUGUUUGAGAAAUAGUUGUUGCUUGAUCCUCGUGACAAAAGUGCAAUUAGGAAAGAGAUCUAGAUAUUAAGAUUGAUGGAUCAUCCAAAUGUUCUGACCAUAAAAGAAUGUUAUGAGAGUGAUCAAUGUGUAUUUUUGGUCGAGGAGCUUUUCGAGACGCAGAUGGAGAUAAGCCAAGAAAAGAUUCUGAAAGAAGAUAAGGCAAUUAGUUUGUUAUUGAAAUUACUGAAUGGACUUGAGUACAUUCACACCAAAAAUAUAAUUCAUAGAGAUCUAAAACCCAAUAAUAUUUUAUUUAGGAAUUUUGAGGAUCCAGUAAUUGCAGAUUUUGGACUUGCAGAUUUUUACAGACCAGAUGGUGCUUAUCUCUUUUAGAAGUGUGGUACUAGAAAUUACGUGGCUCCUGAAAUAAUUACUACUAAUAAUUAUGAUUAUAAGGUGGAUAUUUAUAGUUUGGGAGUUGUAUUUCAUUAAUUGCUCACUGCAUAAAUUCCACGUCCUUGGGAUAAUUAUUAGCGCUCUCCAGAUUGUCAGGCUCUCUUAACAGGAAUGUUGAAUUCUAAUCCAAGAAAUAGACUCUCAAUUUAAGAGAUUAGAUAAAAUAAACUUGUUAGGCGUCUUUAGAGAAGAAGUUAAAUUUUUGUUGCAAUGGGAAGUCUAUCUGAUGCUGCUAAACCAAAUGGGAAUAGUCCUCCAAAAUAGACAAAGCCAUUCUCGCUUCAUUCAGCAUGA